This is a messenger RNA of Leptonychotes weddellii (Weddell seal), 703 nucleotides long. Lineage: Eukaryota; Metazoa; Chordata; Mammalia; Carnivora; Phocidae. The record is from RefSeq and is a predicted model, not a curated record.
GCAAAGGGCCAUGUUGUCUGCCUGCCCCACCCCACUGACAAGAGUCCCAGUCACCAGGCCACUCUCUCUGUCCGGGGCCCUAGAGGGAGCCCAGAAUCCCAAGUGGCUGGAGCACUGGGGGAUGCCCAGACAGAGCCCUCGCUGGAUCAAGUCCUCCAGGAGCGGGAUGAAGCCAUUGCCAAGUGAGAGGCAGAUGCUGAUGGGGGCUGGGAGGGCAGUGGGUGGCUCACCCUCAGGGCUCUGUCCUGCUAGAGGAGAGGAGGUGAGAAGUCAAGUAUUCCUGCAGGGAAAGCCACAUAAGCUCUCACCCUGUCACACGGCGGGGGCUGUGGCCACACAGCAGAUGUGCGGGGUCCAAGCUGCUCUCCCCGCCACAUGCAGGAAGCACGCACUGGAGGCCGAGCUGGACACAUGCAAAGCCAAAUUGCGCGCUGUGGAGGCCCAGCUACUGGAGGUCCUGGAGGAGAAACUGAGGCUGAGGCAGGAGGUGGAGGCCUGGGAGGAGGACAUGCAGCAGCUGGUGAGGCAGCGGGUCGAGAGGCAACUGCAGAGAGAGGCCAGGGGCUCUCUGGGAGCCCCUGUGGACCCCCGAACUCCCAGGGCCCCCUGGGUCCGAUUCCCCCUGGGUCGGUGGGGACGCUGGUGGUGACAGAGCUCAGCCCAGGACCUUGGGAGCAGUGUCUUUAUUCAUUAAAGCUUGAGG